Molecule: messenger RNA, 3223 nt
Organism: Odontomachus brunneus
Lineage: Eukaryota; Metazoa; Arthropoda; Insecta; Hymenoptera; Formicidae
Gene: Arf51F
Product: ADP-ribosylation factor 6
Exons: 5
Coding region: 292-819 (175 amino acids)
Biological process (GO): intracellular protein transport; vesicle-mediated transport
Cellular component (GO): cytoplasm
Molecular function (GO): GTP binding; GTPase activity
Source: RefSeq, a predicted model, not a curated record
AAUAUUAUUGGAUAUGUUUCUUCAAUUGCACUCUCCGACGCUUCCUCGAAGUAUCGGUUUUCCUAUUUAUUUAAUGUAAUUUAUUACAUAUCGAGAAUUUUUGACACCGUGAAUAAUUCGAGAGUUGUUCAGAAGGAAGUGUAAGAGAAGGUGCAGUUCGAACGAGCAGAUCUGCUUUACGGCGCGCUAUACCGAGGGCUACACCCUGUGCGGCGGCGGCGGCAGCCGAUAAUGCUCACGCACGCGGAUAGGUUAGGGGAGGUGUCAGGUGCCUAGAACACGGUUGUCAAAAUGGGCAAAUUGUUGUCAAAAAUCUUUGGCAACAAGGAGAUGCGUAUUCUCAUGUUAGGACUGGAUGCUGCAGGAAAAACUACAAUAUUGUAUAAACUUAAACUAGGACAGUCUGUAACAACUAUACCAACUGUAGGAUUCAAUGUAGAAACAGUUACCUAUAAGAAUGUUAAAUUUAAUGUGUGGGACGUAGGUGGUCAAGAUAAAAUACGCCCGUUAUGGCGUCACUACUACACGGGGACGCAAGGACUUAUUUUUGUAGUAGAUUGUGCAGAUCGAGAUAGAAUCGACGAGGCUCGCCAAGAACUCCAUCGAAUUAUAAACGAUAGAGAAAUGCGUGAUGCUAUAAUUUUAAUUUUCGCUAAUAAACAAGAUCUUCCGGAUGCAAUGAAACCACAUGAAAUACAAGAAAAACUGGGAUUAACUAGGAUACGAGAUAGAAAUUGGUACGUUCAGCCAUCUUGUGCCACAACGGGAGACGGGCUUUAUGAAGGCCUUACGUGGUUAACCAGUAAUCAUAAAUCAUGAGCAAAUAUUUAUUUUUCACAAAUUAGCUAUAUAUAUAUAUACAUAUAUAUAUAUAUAUACGGAGAAUACAUGUUUGCUUUGUAUUUUUAUUUUAAUUUAUCAUGUGGAGGCUCUGUAAGACAAACAACUGACAAUGACGAUAGAUUUGACGAGGACUUUUUCACAAGCAAAGUUAUUGCGGGUGCAAAGAGGGAAAAAUCUAUAAAGACAACUAUUAAUGGUGUGUUCCAAUAAUAUCGACACUAGGUGAAUAGUAAUUUAUUGUAAAUGAGGUACCAAGAGACGUAGCCUUUGUUACUAGCUAUUUAUCCCAAUUCAUGGAGGUAAUUACAUUAUUACUGAAUAGGGUUACACGGGUUUAACAUCACUGUAUUGUAACAUAUUCACGCAAGUGUACUACUUCACGAAAGAUAAGUUGUACAAGUUGAACAAAGGAAGAAGAAAAGAAACAUUACGAGAAUCUAGUUAUGAUAUUAAGGGGUUCACAGAUUCACAAAGAUUAGUAUACUGUAUAACUUACCUUGCAAACCCUUUCCAACAUCUAUGUAUUGUUAUUCGAGAGAGUUGUGUUUUUCGAACGGAAAGUACCUCAAGUUUUUAACGAAUUACAGCUAGAUUUUUAACUCCGCAAUAUAUAUUGUUGUCAAUGCUAAACUAACAUGUAUCAUAUAAUAUUCAUACAUAUAGUCCUUGACUAUGACACGUGAGUAAAUUUAUAUAGCACCUACAAUGAGGCUUUAUAUAAUCCAGCGAGAUUUAUUCGUUCAUCGAUAAAGAUUCUUGCUAUUUGCUUAUAUUUUCGUGUCGAAAAUUGCUCGUAAUUCAUCGGUUUUGGUAACAUCGUCUUCCAACUCGACAGAUUAUGCAAAUUUUUAAAUUGACUCCCGUUUUUUCGUUUGUCUCUCCAGGCAUAUAAUAUGUUUCUCUUUUUACGUAAUAUUUUUAUCAGAACGCAAUAAUAUAAUCGCCAGGAUUUUCUCAUUAUUACGCACAAGCCACAAAAUAAUAAGGGCGCUCUUACCAUAUCUAUCUGAGUUUAUUAAAAUAGAAAACAAUGCAACACAUGGAGUUAUCGGUUUACUGAUAUUGUGAGCUCAAAAAAAAGAACAAAACAAUAAAAAAAGGAGAAAAAGAAGGAUAAUGUUACACUGAGCGUAACAGCAUUGAAUCUGCCAAUAUUUUUUACUGUUUAAGUGAGUAUUGGAUAAUAAAGCAUUAGAGUAUUAGGUCGCAAUGAUCAGACCAUUAAUCUAACGGCAUUUUAUGAAUGAAAUAGGUAUCUUCGCGACUUUCGUUUCUCUCAAAUAGCAUAAUCCAUAGGCGUAAGACUAGUUCGAAUUCAUACACUUCGAUAUUCAUAACUGAUUCAUAGAUGAAGUUUACAAGUGUUCAAAAUGUUCGUAUGAUUAUCAAUCAAAUUGAGUUAUAAUUAAAUAGUGGGGUGGCGUACAUCUCUACAAUUCGUCAAUACAUUGACCUUGUUUGCAUUCCACAUUAGCGAGUUAGAUUGUUAGAAAAAGAAAGAGAAAAAAAGAGAAAGGUGUUUUAGUUAUAAAUAAUCAUACAUUUAACAUAUACAUAAAUUUAACAGAGAUUUUCCAGGCGUAAGUUCGUAAUAACUUUCUCAGCGUGUCCGUACCAUUAAUAUUAAGUAUUUCACUUAAGAAAUGGCGUAAUGGUUGAGCACAUCACAUCAUCUGUAAAAAAAACCGUAAUCAGGCUUUGGAGAUACCGAGCUGUUUUUCAUAAUAUUAGCUGCAUCCAUUAGCACUCUGUGGUCAAGAGAGUUGAUAUGACCAUGUCAUCGUAACUCUGCAUUUUUACCACACUGUGUAAAACAGCGACGACGUAUUACAUAUUAUGUACUAACUAUAUAAAAAAAUAUAUAUAUUCUUUUAAAUGCAAGAAUCAUAAAUUGUUACGUUUUACCAUCGCUUAAGAGAGCCAUUUUCAUUAUUAAAUAUAAUGUUAUAAUGUUAAUUGACAAAAUUUUAUGUACAUAAAUAUGUUUCAUAUUUCAAGUGUUUUUUGUGUGUGUCAAGUGUUUCAUAUGUUCCAUGUGACCAUUACUGUAAUUACAAAAAAAUUCUAAAAUAUACUAACGACGGGGAUCACAUAUAUACUUAAAAGGGGGGGCAGAGCUAUGUUGACACAGUGAGGAUUAUAUAUAUACAUAUGAUAUAGAAAAUGUCUUCAAUUUUUAAAAAUAUGUAAACAGAAGGAAAAACAUGCUUCUCCUUUAUAUUAAAGUUUAGGAAGAGAGUAGAGUAACUUUCUGUCUUUGUUUGUAUAUAAUGGAGAGCUGUUUGUUCGCAUACAUGAAAUAUGGACCUACUUCACUUCAUAGCAUCAAGUGUGCAACACGCAUACACUGACAUACGAUAAAUCAAAAAUAAUUCAGAAC